Kluyveromyces marxianus DMKU3-1042 is the source of this 1905-nucleotide messenger RNA. It is a transcript of the gene FUI1, whose product is annotated as uridine permease. Gene Ontology annotation, biological process: nucleobase transport; transmembrane transport. NCBI's taxonomy places the organism in Eukaryota, Fungi, Ascomycota, Saccharomycetes, Saccharomycetales, Saccharomycetaceae. Gene Ontology annotation, molecular function: nucleobase transmembrane transporter activity. The coding region runs from base 1 to 1905 and encodes 634 amino acids. The transcript has a single exon. The record is from RefSeq and is a predicted model, not a curated record. Gene Ontology annotation, cellular component: plasma membrane.
AUGACUGACGCUUUGGCUCCAAAGUUCGAAGUAUUCGAAAAGAAAUCAGAUGCUGAUUUAGAAAGUUCUGUUGACAACAGUGAACAGUUUGAGAAAAAAGGACCACAAGUCGAGACUCUUGUCGAGACAGACUCAAACGAUGCGGAAACUGAAACUAAGGGUAAAUGGCUUCGCUUCGUAGACAAGGCCAUUAAAUUCUUGGAAGUUAAACAAAGAACCAACCUUUCUUCCACCUCCGAUCACCGUGCUGAAUCAUUUAUAGAAUCCUUCCUCUACAAUGAUGAUUUGAGACCAGUCGAGAGCAAGAGAAGAGUAUGGGAUUGGAAACAGUACAUUAGUUUCCUAGUUUCUGGUGCAUUAAACGUCAACACUUUGGAAACCUGUGUUAUCGGUUUGCAAUUGGGUCUAACAUGGUGGCAGACAUGGAUCAUGUCUUCCUUGGGUUUCACAUGUGUCGCUGUGUAUGUUACACUUGCGGCUCGUGUCGGUAACAUGUACCACAUUUCGUUCCCAAUUACUGCUAGAGUAUCAUUUGGUAUCUACUUUUCGAUUUGGAUUGUCAUCAACCGUGUUGUGAUGGCUGUUGUUUGGUAUGGUGUUCAAACUUAUAUUGGGUCUCAAGCAGUGCAAAUCAUGCUCAAGUCGAUUUUCGGUAAUGAUUUAGAGCAAAAGGUCCACAAUACUUUUAAUAGUCCAAACGUUACUACAUUCCAGUUCAUGUGUUUCAUGUUAUUCUGGGGUGCACAAUUGCCAGCUUUGUGGUUUUCUCCACAUACGUUGAGACACUUGUUUGUUACUAAGACUGUCAUUACUCCAAUUGCCUUGAUCGCUUUCUUGAUCUGGGUUGUUAAGAGGUCUGACGGCCACUUAGCCCUUGGCUCCUUGACUUCCGAACCACCAUCCAAGUCUCUCUUGGGAUGGGCAUACGUGAGAUCGAUGAUGGCUGCCCUUGACAAUUUCUCUACUUUGAUUUUGAACACUCCAGAUUUCACCAGAUUUGCUAAAACCCCACGUUCUUCGAUCUACCCACAAUUAUUGUUCAUUCCAGUCUUGUACUCUGUGCUUGGUAUUAUAGGUAUUAUUAUUGCUUCUGCUGCCUUCCACAUUUACCACGUUAACUACUGGAACCCAUUGGAUGUGUUGAGCAGAUUUUUGGAUCACUACACAUCUGGGACCAGAGCCGGUGCGUUCUUCAUCUCGACUUCCUUUGCAUUAGCCCAACUUGGUACUAAUGUUGCCUCAAACUCGAUCAGUGCUGGUACGGAUAUGACUGCGCUUUUCCCCAAGUUCAUCAACAUCAGACGUGGUUCGUACAUUUGUGCUGCGAUCUCUUUGGCUAUUUGUCCAUGGAACUUGAUGGCCACCUCUUCCAAGUUCACCACAGUUUUAUCUGCAUACGCAGUUUUUUUGUCCAGUGUUUCUGGUGUUAUUGCCGCUGAUUACUACGUCGUACGGAAGGGUGUGAUCAACUUGCACCACUGUUACACCAACAAGCUCGGAACGCUCUACAUGUACAACAGGUUUGGUACCAACUGGAGGGCCGUUGUUGCGUACGUUAUCGGAAUGAUUCCCAACUUCCCUGGGUUCGUUGGGUCCAUCGGUCCUCACGUUCCAAUUGGCGCUAUGAAGUUGUUCUACUUGAACUACUUCGUUGGCUGGGGGCUCUCGUUUUUGGUGUACGUCGGUUUGUGCUACUACUCCCCAGUUGAGGGGAUGCCCAAGGAUGUCAAGCUCUUUGAGAGAGUAUGGCUCGAGAAGUGGGCUGAAGUUGAACAUUUCAACGAGGAGAGAAAGGAGCUGCAAGAAAACGACUACAAUGUGGAUUCGGAGUUCCUAACCACCACUGGCGCGCAAUUGCACGACUCUGUUUCGGAGACGAAGGAAUCCAGUACCCGAGAGUUUUAA